This is a messenger RNA of Vicugna pacos (alpaca), 2118 nucleotides long. The record is from RefSeq and is a predicted model, not a curated record. NCBI's taxonomy places the organism in Eukaryota, Metazoa, Chordata, Mammalia, Artiodactyla, Camelidae.
CUCAUCGCAGUGUGGGGCAACGAGCGGCUGGUGGAGGCGCGGUACCAGCAGCUGGAGGGAGCCGGCACGGUGUUCGGCAGCAAGGCCCCCGGGCCAGCCAUGUACGAGCGCGUGUCCCGGGCCCUGGCCGAGCUGGGCUACGAGCGGACCCCGUCCCAGUGCCGGGAGCGCAUCAAGCUGGUUCGAUGCCCAGAACUGAAUGCUGUGCUCCAGCUGUGGCCUCACCGGUGCUGAAUAGAGAGGAAGAGCCACCUUCAUAGCUUACAUACCCUUCGCAGGUGUUACAGUCGGGUGAAAGAACAUGGUGUUGGGAAAAGAAAGAGCAGUUACACAUUUGAACAGUUGGAACAGGUGUUUGGUCAGGGAGGAUGGGAUGCUCAGCCCUGCCAGCCUGUACUUAUUAACAGUAGUGGCUUGUACCAGGAGCUGGAGUCAGAUGGCAGCACUAUGGAGGAGUAUUCACAGGAGGACUGGGGAAACCACAGUCAGGAUCUCCAUGGCUAUCCAACAGAUCAGGAAUUGGAUGAAAUACCUGUCACAAAGAGAACGUUAAAAAUAAAACAGGAGUCUUCUGAAGAAGCGCAGAAAAGAGACAUCAUGCAGAAUAUUGUACAGAUUUUGGAAUCAGUACAGUUGAAAUGGGAACUCUUUCAGAGCUGGACAGACUUUUCAAGACUUCAUCUUUCUAAUAAACUGGCCAUUUUCGGAAUUGGUUAUAACACCCGUUGGAAAGAGGAUAUCCGUUACCAUUAUGCUGAGAUCAGCUCCCAGGUGCCCCUUGGCAAGCGCCUCCGGGAGUACUUCAAUUCUGAGAAGCCCGAGGGACGGAUCAUCAUGACCCGAGUGCAGAAAAUGAACUGGAAAAAUGUUUACUACAAAUUUUUAGAGAUCACUAUUAGUGAAGCAAGGUGCCUGGAGCUGCACAUGGAAAUUGACUGGAUACCCAUUGCCCACUCCAAACCAACUGGUGGGAACGUUGUUCAGUAUUUAUUGCCAGGAGGCAUUCCCAAAAGCCCAGGCCUCUAUGCCAUUGGCUACGAAGAGUGUAUUGAGAGGCCCUCCUCACCCCACAUGGAGCGACGUCCCCUGGACCCAGGAAAGGAGGGCCGGGUUGACUUGGAAACCCUUUCAGCACAAGCCUCACUACAGGUGGAAAUAGAGCCCACCCGAAUUAUCUAUUGCUACCUCGGGAUUGCUGAGGUCAGGACUCUGCAGCAAUGCUUAUUUUUACAUUUCCAAGCAAAUACCAAAACCUUCAGCAAAGAUUGGGUUGGUAUUAAUGGGUUUUUGUCUCAGAACUGUAUUGUGGAUCCUGGAGUUUCCCCCAAAUCCAUCUAUAUCAAAUUUGUAGAAGUAGAGAGGGAUUUUCUUUCUGCUGGCUCUUUGGUUGAGUGCCUGGAAAAAGCCAUUGGAUACCCCUUAAAAUUUAACAACUGAAUGUCGUCCUUCAUAAGGAUUUGGGCUCUUACCUCUCUUCUCACUUCCCAUUAUCCAGACUGUCCCUCAUCCAGAUGCUGCCAUCAGACUCUUCAUGGAAACUCUUUCCACGAUCGGGCCAGUACAACUAAGGAAUCAUAGCAGACUUUGGGCAGAAGAAACAGACCUCACCUGAAAAUGCUCAUUUUGAGCAAGCAAGCUACACAGCGGACUUGCAUGGUGGGCAGUUGUUUCUUUUUUAAAAAACAAACAAACAAAGCAAUUUUUAAAUGGAUUUUAGAGCCCUAAUGUAAACAAAUAUUAGGUACAUUCCAUAUUGGACAAAACUUAUACUUUGAGUUUCAUAUGAAAUUGAAAAAUUGUAUUUUUUUCACGAUGUUUCAUUUUUACACAUCUCUAUGUCUCUAUAUAAGUAUUAUUUACAACCUUGAAUAAAUAAGCAAUAGAUAAUGGCAAGUUAAAUCUCGAGUCACAGUAAAUAGACUGUUUUUCAAUAUUACCCUUAGCUACUAUUGUAUAUAAUUUAGAGUUUCAUUUUUUUCACCAGCCAAGUGUUUUGCUAUUCCCAAUCAGUGUUGCCUGCAAAGACCUUUGUUUCUGUGAUGUACCAACUUUAUGAUUGUGUUGCCAUUUAAACUUUUUUAAGGAAAAAAAUAUUAAAGUAAUUCCUGGCCUCGUGGC